Messenger RNA from Lathyrus sativus (Indian pea), 1116 nucleotides. The record is from the annotation of a GenBank genome assembly. NCBI's taxonomy places the organism in Eukaryota, Viridiplantae, Streptophyta, Magnoliopsida, Fabales, Fabaceae.
AUGGUUCCUGUCUGGUUACUCGCCGUAACAGUAGCCACUUUACUGUCAACAACACUAACAGAAGCUCAAACAGAAGCAAAUUUCAACUGCUCCGCCGAAGCCGCCACGUGUCGCAGUCUAACAGACUACACUUCCACCAACACAACAACCUUAAAGGAAAUCGAAACCCUGUUCGGCGUAAAACACUUCCUCGACCUCCUCGGAGCCAACAACCUCCCAUCUGACACCAAAAACACUUACAAAGUAUCCCCCAACACAGUCAUCAAGGUUCCCUUUCCCUGCAAAUGCGGUAAAGGAACCGGUAAAUCCAACAAUUUACCGCGGUACAAGAUAAAACCAGGUGACACGUUAAGCCAAAUAGCGAUGGUUCGUUUUGCUGGUUUGAUGACGUAUCAACAGAUCCAAACCGCUAAUAAGAUACCAGAUGCUAACAAUAUUACCGCUGGUGAUACGCUUUGGAUUCCUUUGCCUUGUAGCUGUGAUAGGGUGGAUGACAGCAGUGUGAUGCACUAUGCACAUCUUGUGGAACCUGGUAGUAGCAUUGAUAUCAUUGCUCAAAAAUAUGGUACAACAUCACAAACUCUUCUCUCAAUCAACGGUAUUAAUGAUCCUAAAACACUUAAAGCCGGUCAAGUUCUAGAUGUUCCUCUUCCAGUUUGUAACACAAAUGUGAGAAACAAUUCGGUGGAUUUUCCGUUGCUUGUACCAAAAGGGACUUAUUUCUAUACUGCAAAUAACUGUGUGAAAUGUAAAUGUGACUCUACUGGAAGUGGUAAUAACAAUUCAAUGUUACAAUGUGAGGAGUCGAAACUAAAAUCGAUAAAUCAAUGGUCGGUUUGUCCGUCUGCGAAAUGCUCUGGGAAUGUGUUGAUUGGGAAUACUACGGUUACUGAUUCGUGUAAUCGGACAUUUUGUGAUUACGCUGGUUAUACUUCUCGCAAUAUCUCUACCGUUCUUGCAACUCAAAACACUUGUGCUGUAGCACCAAGUGGUUCGGCCGGUUCGGGUUCAGGUGGUUCGGAUUCAGGGGCAUCUAGGAGUAUCUUGAAUGGCUGGGUUUGGAAUAAGCUUCUCAUUCUCAUUCACUUCCUUCUGUUUUUUGUUUAUCUUUUGUAG